CGGAUUCUCCCCCUUUCAAACUCAACGUACAAGAUCCAUCGUAGGAUUGAAGAUGAACAACAACCAAGGAAUAGGUGACGUCACCGUCUCCUUCCUCCAACGUCCAUAAAGAAGCGCCACACUCACACACCAAUACUGCUACUGUAACUGCUCUACAAGCCAAGAAAGAAAGAAAAAAUUACGUUACGGAAUCUCUUCAACUUCAAAUUGCAUCUUGAUAUGGCUGAUAUCAGGGAUGAAGGAACAACCCCCAAGAGCUCUGUUUCUUCCCCUCUGAGGAAUCCUAAUGUUACCCUUAACGAAAGGAAUUUUGCUGCCUUCACACACAGAUCAGCUGCUGCUCAUCCUUGGCAUGACUUGGAGAUUGGUCCUGAAGCCCCUGCUGUUUUCAACUGUGUUGUUGAAAUUAGCAAAGGUGGCAAGGUGAAAUACGAGCUAGACAAGAACAGUGGCCUUAUUAAGGUUGAUCGUGUCCUGUACUCAUCCAUUGUGUACCCACACAACUACGGCUUUAUUCCUCGAACCAUUUGUGAAGACAGUGAUCCUAUAGAUGUCCUGGUACUCAUGCAGGAGCCUGUGCUAACUGGAUCGUUCCUCCGUGCCCGUGCUAUUGGAUUAAUGCCCAUGAUUGAUCAGGGUGAAAAAGACGACAAGAUCAUCGCAGUGUGUGCUGAUGAUCCCGAGUUCCGUCAUUACAGAGACAUCAAGGAGCUUCCUCCUCACCGUCUAGCUGAAAUCCGCCGCUUCUUUGAGGAUUACAAGAAGAACGAGAACAAGAAAGUGGACGUUGAAGGUUUCCUCCCCGCUCAAGCUGCCAUAGACGCGAUUAAAGACUCCAUGGAUCUUUACGCAGCUUACAUCAAAGCUGGCCUGCAGCGUUAGUGAACCACCUACACGCUCGUUAUGGCUUGUGCAUUUUCGCAAUGUACAUCAAAAAACUUUUGUCGCAUUAUAAGCUUUCUAAUGAUGACGAUGAAAAAUGCCAGUUUUCAAUCAUUAAAACUUGGAGAUACAUAUAUUGGCUCUUGUCCGAUUUUUUAUAUUAAUGAUGUUUGCAAACUCUUCUUUGUCUUCUUGUAGUUCACUGAAUAACGUCAUCUCUUAAACGAGUAUA
Messenger RNA from Brassica oleracea var. oleracea, 1114 nucleotides. RefSeq names its product soluble inorganic pyrophosphatase 2. Gene Ontology annotation, cellular component: cytoplasm. The coding region runs from base 220 to 882 and encodes 220 amino acids. The record is from RefSeq and is a predicted model, not a curated record. The transcript is spliced from 9 exons. Gene Ontology annotation, biological process: phosphate-containing compound metabolic process. Gene Ontology annotation, molecular function: inorganic diphosphate phosphatase activity; magnesium ion binding. NCBI's taxonomy places the organism in Eukaryota, Viridiplantae, Streptophyta, Magnoliopsida, Brassicales, Brassicaceae.